UCAAUCCUCCUCACAGCGAGUUUGCUGCGGAUUCUGAAUUAAUAAUAAAGCAAACCAGUAACUGAUUGCCUCUAGAAUCCGUAACAUCAUGGGCACCGGCACUGUCAUUGAAAACUUCUACGGUGUAUAUUUACUGUACUGUGAAAAUCCCAAAUACGUUGGAAGAACAUACAUUGGGUAUACCGUAAAUCCCAACCGAAGAAUACAGCAACACAAUAAAGGAGUGAGCUCAGGUGGCGCAUACAGAACAUCCAAUAAAGGCCCAUGGGAAAUGUGUUUGAUUAUUCAUGGCUUUCCAAAUGACAUCUCUGGACUUCGAUUUGAAUGGGCUUGGCAGCAUCCAGAGAAGUCCCGUAGACUGAGGAAAUUGGUGGAAAGAAAAAAGUCCAAAGAGAGUGGUUUUCAGUUUAAAAUGAGAGUUUUGUCCCAUAUGUUGCGCGUGGGUCCAUGGAACCGACUUGCUUUGACUAUUCAGUGGCUCGUGCCAAAAUAUCGCGUCGAGUUUGAAGUCAGCUUGCAGCCUCCACCUCAUAUGCCUAUUGAAGAAGGCCGUGUGAUUUCAAAGAAAGUGUCAUCACCGUCAAAGGAAAAAACCUCAUUGUGUUCUUCAACAUCCUUCCCUAGGUGCGAUUUAUGCCACCAAACGAUAGAGAAUGGUGAGGUUUUGAGCUGUCUCAACACAGAUUGCAAACUGAAAGCCCACAUCUUGUGUUUGUCUUCCCGUUUUUUGAUUACUGAACCUGAUCACAUCCUACCGUUAGAAGGAUCUUGCCCAAGUUGUUUAAGUGAGCUGCUAUGGGCUGAUUUGAUUCGAAAACUGAAGGGCUGCUACCAAAGCGAAAAUCUUUCUCUUGAUGAUACAAUUCUAACCUGAGCCUAGGGUUUCAAUUCGUAAAGUUUUAAACAAUCAUUUUGAUUUGAUGCGUU
Messenger RNA from Daphnia carinata, 927 nucleotides. RefSeq names its product structure-specific endonuclease subunit slx1-like (gene slx1). Gene Ontology annotation, biological process: double-strand break repair via homologous recombination. The record is from RefSeq and is a predicted model, not a curated record. Gene Ontology annotation, molecular function: 5'-flap endonuclease activity; crossover junction DNA endonuclease activity. NCBI's taxonomy places the organism in Eukaryota, Metazoa, Arthropoda, Branchiopoda, Diplostraca, Daphniidae. The transcript is spliced from 3 exons. Gene Ontology annotation, cellular component: Slx1-Slx4 complex. The coding region runs from base 89 to 874 and encodes 261 amino acids.